AUGGAUCAGGUGCACGUGAAAUCGUCGAGAUCGACCUCGAGGAGCAAUCCGGCGAAAAUGGCGUGCGAGAAGGCGAGCAGACGGCUCAGGACGAUUCUGGUGAAGGCGUCCCGUCUUGGCGUCUCGACGACCGAAGUUGCCAAGUUACCCAGCGCCAAGAAGCUCAUUCCGCAGAGAGAUCACGGAUGGAAGUUGGCGGUGUUCCUCCUGGUGAUGUUCGGCGGCGGCGUGAUCGUCGCGCUGGCCUGCACAGCGAGGAAAGGCUGCUCGAAGCUGGAGGAGAUCGUAAGUAACACAUUUCCAGCGAAUAUCUCCUAAUCGGAAACGUCCGAGUCAGUUCAGUUUCACUCCGUCCUGACGACGAGUGAAAUUGAAAUUUCUGCGAUUCUUGGUAAAGUUCAGAUGAUCCUGUAUUGUAUUUUAUUUUUUUAAACUUCGAAAUCGACGUCCUUGAUGGGCAAUUUCCUUUGCCUGUUGAGAAUAUCGGUUUUUAAGAUUUUCCCACAAAAUUCAUAGAUGUGAAAUCGGUAUACAAAUUCAGUGUUGCUAUAAUUAAUGUGGAAUUAAUUUCAGCGUCGUUCGAUGAAUGUAGCAUAG
This is a messenger RNA of Heterotrigona itama, 597 nucleotides long. NCBI's taxonomy places the organism in Eukaryota, Metazoa, Arthropoda, Insecta, Hymenoptera, Apidae. The record is from the annotation of a GenBank genome assembly.